UUUUUUCCACUCUUUCAAAAAUCUUGCAAGCUUUUUCCUCUCAAGAAGUCUCUCAUUCUCCUUCUUCACUUAAACCAGAGGUACAGAAAGAGAGAGAGAGAGAGAGAGAGAAAUAGUUAAAAGGUAAGUAAAAAAUCAGAGAGUUUUCUCAAUCGAUGUCAGCUUCAGUGGCUGCAACAUCAACAACAACAGAUACAACGUUUAUAAAGUGCGUCACUGUUGGCGAUGGAGCUGUGGGCAAAACUUGUCUUCUUAUCUCCUACACCAGCAACACUUUUCCCACUGAUUAUGUUCCAACAGUGUUCGACAAUUUCAGUGCAAAUGUUUUAGUCGAUGGCAAAACUGUCAAUCUUGGUCUCUGGGAUACUGCUGAAUGUAAAGACGGUGUUUGAUGCGGCAAUAAAAGUAGUCUUACAGCCUCCUUCAAAGACUAAGAAGCAAAAGAGAAAGAUUGGGUUCUGCCAUGUUCUUUGAUCAGUUACUCAAAAAUCUAUGGUCUUUGCUUUCUUUUAAAUUUUUCUAGUGUGUUUCUUCUACGAUCAACCAUUACGAGAAUUUGAUCUUGUAGUAGAGAGUGUAUUAACAGUGUUUUUUUAAGCUAAAGUGGUUAAGUCUUUUNUUUUUUUUU
This is a messenger RNA of Camelina sativa (false flax), 628 nucleotides long. Lineage: Eukaryota; Viridiplantae; Streptophyta; Magnoliopsida; Brassicales; Brassicaceae. The record is from RefSeq and is a predicted model, not a curated record.